GACAGGGAGAGAGAGAGCGCGAGAGGAGAGCGAGAGAGCGAGCUGCGAGCUGUGCUGCCGCCGCCGCUGCCCUUUGAUCCCGACAUUAGUGUUAGGGGCUCGGAGACACAGCGCGCGGCCAUAGACACCGCCGCACCGGCGCUCAUUUAUUUAUACCUCCCAUCACACGCGAGCACAGGACACACACACACCUAUUAGAUCCGUUUCCAUUGAAGACUAUUACGCUCGGGGACAAGCCAGGUGCACGACCAAAAAAUUAAAAAAAAAAAAAAAAGGAAAAAAAGAAAGAAAGAAAGGAAAGAAGAGAAGAAAACCCCUCUUCUGGCUCCAGGAAACAAGCUUCAACCCAUUGCACACACCGGAGAGAAGGGGUUUCCCCCUGCCCGCCCCCCAGCUACCUCCCCGCUCCUGCCAGUGUCUGCUGUCUGCCCCCACGGGGGUUUAUUUGAUCUCACAUUAACCGAGGAGGAGAAUGUGAGAAAAGGGGGAAAAUGCCCAGGAGGAAGCAGGAGCAGCCCAAGCGCCUUCCCUCACAUGUUAGUAGGCAGGACGAGGCCGAGGGAGAGUUCAGCGAAGGAGAACACUGGUAUGGGAACUCCUCAGAGACUCCGUCAGAAGCAUCCUAUGGGGAAGUCCAGGAGAACUAUAAGCUGUCCCUGGAGGACCGGAUCCAAGAGCAGUCCACAUCCCCCGACACCUCCCUGGGCAGCGCCACCCCCAGCAGCCACACGCUGGAGCUGGUGGCGCUCGAUGGUGAGGUCCUUCGAGACUCACUGCAGUGUCAAGACCAUCUUUCGCCUGGAGUGUCUUCUGUGUGUGACGAUGACCCACCCAGUUCCAAUAAACCUCUGAGCAGCAACUUGAGGCGGCUGCUGGAGGCCGGGUCCCUUAAACUCGACGCCACGGCCAAUGGCAGGGUGGAGUCCCCUGUGAAUGUCGGCCCCAGUUUGUCAUUUUCCCCGCCCUCCCACCAUGCCCAGCAGCUCAGUGUCCUGGCCAGGAAGCUGGCAGAGAAGCAGGAUCAGAACGACCAAUACUCCCCAAGUAACCGUUUCAUAUGGAAUCAAGGUAAGUGGUUGCCAGACUCAACCACCACCUGUGGCCUGUCCCCAGAUUCGGCCAUCCUCAAACUGAAAGCCGCAGCCAAUGCUGUUCUGCAGGACAAGUCCCUGUCCCGGACAGAGGAGAGCCUGAGGUUUGAGCCCUUCUCCUCCCCCUUCAGCUCCCAGUCUGCCAGCUCCACUUUGGCAGCUUUGUCUAAAAAAGUGAGUGAGAGAAGUCUGACCCCGGGCCAGGAGCACCCACCUCCAGCCAGCUCUUUCCUGUCACUGGCCUCUAUGACCUCCUCUGCAGCCCUUCUGAAAGAAGUGGCCGCCAGGGCCGCGGGCAGCCUCCUGGCUGAGAAGUCAUCCUUACUGCCCGACGACCCUCUACCACUGCCGCCUUCUGAGAAGAAGCCAGAAAAAGUCACCCCACCACCACCACCACCUCCGCCCGCACAGCCUCAAUCCUUGGAAUUAUUGUUACUUCCAGUUUCCAAGGGAAGAGUCUCCAAGCCCUCCAAUUCAGCCCCAGAAGAAGAGAGCGGGAAACCUUUCCAGUGUCCGAUAUGUGGUUUGGUUAUAAAGAGGAAGAGUUACUGGAAGCGGCAUAUGGUGAUUCACACAGGUUUAAAAAGUCACCAGUGUCCGCUCUGUCCAUUCCGGUGUGCUCGCAAGGACAAUCUCAAAUCCCACAUGAAGGUUCAUCAGCACCAGGACCGGGGAGAGACCUUUCAGUGCCAGCUGUGCCCCUUCACUUCCUCACGCCACUUCAGCCUGAAACUGCACAUGCGCUGCCACCAGCACUUCCUGCGGACAGAGGCCAAGGUGAAGGAGGAGAUCCCAGACCCAGAUGUCAAGGGAUCUCCCCACCUCAGUGACAGUGGCUGCCUGGGGCAGCCGAGGGAAGGAGGAGGGACAGAGCUAGUGGGGGCCGUGAUGACGUCCAAUACUCCAGAGAGGACUGGCCAGGGUAGGGCUGGCGUUGCACCUUUGCUGGUGAAGGAGGAGCCCAAGGAAGAUAACGGCCUGCCCGCCUCCUUUACCCCGAAUGCUGCCGACAGGCCCGCCAACCACACAAAGCUGAAAGACCCCACCGAGUAUGUGUCCAACAGUGCGGCAGCAUUGUUCAGCCAGGACAUCUCGGUUAAGAUGGCCUCCGAUUUUCUCAUGAAGCUGUCAGCUGCGAACCAGAAGGAGCCCAUGAAUCUUAAUUUUAAAGUGAAGGAGGAGCCCAAGGAAGAGGAGCCUCUAAGUACGCCUUUGCCUCGGUCCAGCUACGUGUUCAGCCCGGAACCGGAAGUGGCGGCCCCUAGCCUCCCCGAGGACCCGCUGACACCCCAGGAAGGCAAGGGGAACGUGCCGAGGCGGGACAUGUCUGCCAAAGCUGCCUCAGAACUCCUCAUGAAACUCUCAGCGGAAAGCUCCAAGGAAACGCAGGCGGUGAGGGUGAAGGAGGAGCCCAUGGAGGUGGACAUCCAGGACCCCGUCUCCAUGUCACCUGGCCGGAACGUUGGCUACAGCACUUUAAUGGGGCGAGAGAAAACUGAACCCUUACAGAAGCUUCCAGAAGGCAGAGUUCCCCCGGAGAGAAAUCUCUUCAGCCAGGACAUCUCGGUGAAGAUGGCUUCUGAGCUUCUUUUUCAACUCUCAGAAAAAGUGAGCAAAGAACACAAUCACACGAAGGAAAACACCAUCCGGACGACCACCAGCCCUUUCUUUUCAGAAGACACAUUUAGACAAUCACCAUUCACCUCCAAUUCUAAAGACCUGCUGCCCGGAGAAGCCGUGCUGCAUGGAAGAAUACCGGCUGCAGAGACAGAGAAGAUAGUCCUUGAGGCAGGAAAUGGAUUGCCCUCCUGGAAGUUCAGUGACCAGCUCUUUCCGUGCGAUGUGUGUGGGAAAGUUUUCGGCCGACAGCAGACCUUGUCUCGGCACCUCUCGCUGCACACGGAGGAAAGAAAAUACAAAUGCCAUUUGUGCCCCUAUGCUGCUAAGUGCCGUGCAAAUCUGAACCAGCACCUGACCGUGCACUCUGUGAAGCUGGUGAGUACCGACACCGAGGACAUCGUCAGCGCCGUCACCUCUGAAGGCAGUGACGGGAAGAAACACCCUUACUAUUACAGUUGCCAUGUGUGUGGAUUUGAGACGGAGCUCAAUGUCCAGUUUGUAAGCCACAUGUCCCUCCACGUGGACAAGGAGCAGUGGAUGUUUUCCAUUUGCUGCACGGCCUGUGACUUUGUCACCAUGGAGGAAGCAGAGAUAAAGAAUCACAUUGGCACCAAGCACACAGGGGAUGACAGGAAGACCCCCAGUGAAUCAAACAGCCCCUCCUCAUCCUCACUGUCAACUCUGAGUGAUUCAGCCAAUGGCAAAGAUGACUCAGACAGCUCCCAGAAAAACAAGAGUGGGAACAACUUGCUGGUCAUCUCCGUGGUACCUGGGAGCCAGCCCUCCCUGAGCAGCGAGGAAAAGCCAGAGAAAGGGUUCGAAUGCGUUUUUUGCAACUUUGUCUGCAAGACGAAGAAUAUGUUUGAGCGGCAUCUGCAGAUCCACCUCAUCACCCGGAUGUUUGAGUGUGACGUGUGCCACAAGUUCAUGAAGACCCCCGAGCAGCUGCUGGAGCAUAAGAAAUGCCACACUGUCCCCACCGGUGGGCUCAAGUGCCCGUUCUGCAUUUACUCCACCAACCGCCCUGCUGCCAUGGAGUGCCACCUCAAGACCCACUACAAGAUGGAGUACAAGUGCCGGAUCUGCCAGGCAGUGAAGCCCAACCAGCUGGAGCUGGAGACGCACACCCGCGAGCAUCGCCUGGGCAACCACUACAAGUGUGACCAGUGCGGCUACCUGUCUAAGACGGCCAACAAGCUCAUCGAGCAUGUGCGUGUGCACACCGGGGAGCGGCCUUUCCACUGUGACCAGUGCAGCUACAGCUGCAAGCGCAAGGACAAUCUCAAUCUGCACAAGAAGCUGAAGCACGCCCCCCGCCAGACCUUCAGCUGCGGAGAGUGCCUGUUCAAGACCACACACCCCUUUGUCUUCAGCCGCCAUGUGAAGAAGCACCAGAGUGGAGACGGCCCCGAGGAGGACAAGAAAGGCCUGAGUCCAGCCUCCAGAGAGCCAGCUGGCCCCGGAGCCCCACUCCUGCUUGUGGGGGGUGGCCGGAGUCUCCUGUCCCCUCUGUCAGUCAUGUCAGCCUCGCAGGCUCUGCAGACCGUGGCCUUGUCAGCAGCCCACGGCAGCAGCUCGGAGCCCAACCUGGCACUCAAGGCCUUGGCCUUCAACGGCUCCCCGCUGCGUCUGGACAAAUACCGGAACUCGGAUUUUGCCCAUCUCAUUCCCUUGACAAUGCUGUACCCCAAGAGCCACCUGGACCUCACAUUCCACCCUCCCCGACCUCAGACUGCGCCUCCCAGCAUCCCCUCACCCAAACACUCCUUCCUCGCCUACCUUGGACUAAGAGAAAGAGCAGAGACUGUCUGAGGACAGCCAUGGUCUGUACCAAAAACCAAGAGACAGAGACGGGAAAAGACAAAAACCCACAAAACUUAAACACAACCCCAGCAGGUGUAUGUUGCUGCAAAACCUACAGGCCCCAGGGGUCUGGACCAUGUGUACUGUAUAUCUUAGUAAGGAGUAGAAAAUUGGCUCUGUAUGUAUACCUAUUGCAUUGACCUGAAAGCUGCUUUAGCCAAUCUUCAGAGAGGUGUUGCUGCCUCCUUCUACCUUCAGAGGCAUGCCUCCCCAGCCAUCACUCCCACUCUCAGCCCCCCUGAGUACUUCUCUCUGAAAGGAAUUUUGUCAUGUCAAACCCUAAAGAGAGUGUCCUUAAUAGCAAUCAGCACUUGGAGGCUUCUCCACUGGUACAUUGGGUUUUCUGUUGGGUGACUGGGGUGCUGUGGACAUUUGUGGACUGGGAAAGAGGAAGUGUGCGUGUGCGUGUGCGUGUGUGCGUGCGUGUGUGUGUGUGUGUGUGUGUGUGUGUGUACACACACUUGUAUGCAUGCGUGCAUGCGUGCGGUGGCAUGUGUGUGGUAUGGUGUGUGUGUGUGUCUGUGGUGUGUGCCAUGACAUUUCUAUUGCACAUUCUUUUUGUAACGACCUCUUUGACAGUGAUGAACAUUCUUUCUCUCCCUUCCGGAUUGUUCACCCACUACAGUCUCCCCACCUCCUUCUCGGCCUUUCUCUCCUUAGUUUAUCGCUACAGAGUGGUAGGCCCUGGUGCUUAGUGGAUGAAGAUCUGCAGGGUGCCGGGAUAUUCCCAGGCUCGAAGCCUGGAGCUCACAUCUCUAAGCUAAGAAAGAUGGAGAGAGCCAGGUAACAGUUCUGUUAAGAAAUGUCUCACAGCCCCGCAGCUGACAUCACAAAACUUGGGUGUUCUGUGUGUGUGCCCACAUGGAGACAAGGUCUUUGGUGAAUGCACGCAUGCACGCACACACACACACAAACACACACACACACACACCACACACAGACAGGGAGGGGGAGCGCAUCCUUUUUAAAGGGCAGAUUAUGUGUGUGUGAUGUAUUGAUUCAGUUGCUAUCAUUGUUUGCAGGAAAAAAAUUGUAUGAGUGGAAAUUUUUAUGGUUGAUAAAUCCAGCCGAGGAGAUUAAAGGGGUUUGGAUCGAUUCUGGGUGUAAAUGCUCAGACUAAAAAGAAAUGGCAGCUUUGCACAGGGUGUGAGCCUUGCACUAGUUUUGUUUCUCAUUGGGGAGAAAGGAAUAAGUAAAGAAAAGGAAGGAACUGUACCUUUUUUAUGGAAGGAGUAGACUGUAUGUUUGAGAUUUAGCCACGACCUCUUGACGUAUAAGGAAGGACACAACAAAAGGUGCUCUUAGUCCUGUGCCUCACCGACGCCCCAGGAGUCCCCUCCGUUGGCAGAGCCUCUGGCUAGAGUAACCUCCAUGUAUUAGUGACCCCAUAUCCGUUCUGUUAGCGCCUAGUGGAUGUAGCCCUGCUAGGAGGCUGACUUGAUACUUAUUUAAAGCUCUUACUUUACGGUCAUUAAAAUGGCAGUGUAUCGCAGCACUUUACUGCAGCAAGAAGCAGGUGUGAAUUGGUUGCAUAGCCCUUUGCUUAUCUUAAAAAGUAACGGAUGAUUUAAAAAGGAAAAGAAAAUCUUUGGCUGAAUAUGUUCACUGCUUGUAUUUGUAAGACAGCAGAAUUUCCAGUAUGCAACAGGUUGAAAGAGCAGGAAGAAAUGUGCUUUGUAUGAAAAUGAGAAGUUUGGAAUAUGAAAGUUUCUCUGUUAUUUUUCGGAGGAAGAACUGGUGUCCAGGAGGAAUGCUUUCUCACUGUUGCUCUUCCCCUCACUGUAUUAUCCUCGGGUGGGACAGUGCCCACUUUCCUUGUUCCUUACUUUAACUAGGGGGAAUGAAAGCAUCCUGAUCUCUUCCUCUAGGCGGGAUUGCUUCACUGAUUAGUGCAGUUGGACGGAAAGCCAGAAGACUGUACAUCUCCACAGCAUUGGCUCCCCUUCCCCUCUCAGCCUCCCUCUCGCAAACCUAGCAGGUCUCUUUCCCUCCCCGCCCCGUCGUCCAGCCAUAGGUGAGGAGCCUGAUUAGGACCCUGGCAAAACAAGUUUACACUACGGAGAUGUCCACAAAGGCAAGGAGACCAACCAGCUAGCCCAGGAAGGCCCCAGAGCCUCAGUCGAUCUCCUGCAGAGACCUUUGCUCUUGGCCUUGUGUGAAAUGCUGUUCAACUCGCCAUGUCGAUAUCUCGGUAAAAGACACUCUAGACACCUCUGGACAAUAUGCCCCCAAGGCUACUGGGUUUAUGGGUGGGUUUGUUGUUUUUUUAUUUGCUUUUGUUUUUUGUUUUAAAGUCAUGUUUUUAUCCCCAUUUAAUGGAGAAUGUGCCACUUGGCUAAUAAUGUGUUUUCAAAACUGCAGGUUCAGUGUCAGCAGUACAGGGCCACAGUGGCCCCCCGGAGGUGGGCAGAAAGGCGACUCCCACAGAAGCACCCACAGGUUAAGAACCUGAGUGGGUGACCCUGAAAACGCGGACCCUGGGUUUUACAGCAUGCCACUUGUGCAAUAAGAGGUCUUCGGGUGGGAGCUUGGGAGAGCGAAGGGGGAGGUGGAUGGAGGCGUUUCUGCUCAGAUGACAUGCCUCUCACUGCUUGCCACUGACCCUGUGUUUGAAUGACUUAGUAAUGCUUAAUGUAAUUGGGCAACUUUUUUAGCACUUUGGGAAGAGUCAUCAAUCUUUCUGGUAAAUUAUAAAGUUUUCUGAGUGAGAAAACGUGUGUUUGCAGUUUGUUUGACUUUUUAUAUUAUUGUUGUUAUUAAUAAAGAAGAAAAUCUACAGCAUUUUUCAGAAUCCACCUAGAUAAAAUGUGCCCCUGAAUCUGGUUUGCUGAUUGAUACCCAGGGAAGGAUGUAUUCCGUAGACAUCCUUCCCGUGAAAAACACUAACACCUUUGAGACACUUGCCUAGCAGCUGACUUUAGUUCGGCUUUCACUCUGCAUUCUCCCAUGGAAGCUGGCCCGCUUUUCCAUAGAGUGAUGCAGUUAGGGUCCUCAGCACUUUCCUCUCCUUUUUUUUUUUUUUUUAAACUCCUCAUAUUAUGUUCAGAUGAUCAUACUGUCAAGGUUUGUGUACAUGACUGAGAUUUGUAUUGUAUAAAGCUUUUGCAUUCAAGGCUGUACAGGGUCAUUUUGACAGUAACUGGUAUUCUCCUUUGCAUCUUACGUUGCAUUGCCGAUUUCUAGUGUAUCCAGUUUGGAAGUAUAAUAUACUCUAAUUAAAAAAGGUUGGCUAUACUCUGGCUUCUUUUUCUUUCUUGUUGCCAUCCUUGACUGCUUGUGAAGCCUCAGAGUUUUGUUCAUCUUUCUUUGUCCUGUUGUUUUCUUUUCACUGUGUUCCAGGUUUCCUGAAAUUCCUGUCCUAGCUAUAACUGUUGCAAAGUGCAGCAAAUUUUCAUCAGCUGGGCUUAUAAACAUGGCUACCGGCAAGUCAACAACAUCUGUUAAGACCGAGAGCCUGACGUGUCUUGCAGGACCACAGCAUCUGGCUCCUUCCUGGACGUGUUUUUAGGAAUGUUUCCAAGUGUUCAGCAUCUUUACUUAUCUUCUCCUGCCUGAAGUCAUCUUAUUGACCUCAUAGCCAAAGGGAGUAAACAUGCAGAUGAAUCCAUUUGUCUUAGUAAAGUUCAGCAAAUAGGAGUUUUUAAUGAGGGGGGAAUAGUAUAUUCUUCAAGCUAAACAUAUUCUACAUCAGAGCAAGGAGUCAUGGUUUGUCAAUCAAGGAAAAAUGCCAGAGAAAAUACCUAAGACCAAAAAAGGAGAUAAAAAUCUUAGUGACUACCAAAAAUAAUUUUUAAAAUUCAUUUUAAAGUUCCAUCCUUUAAAGACUUUCCUGUGAAUCCAUGGCAAUUGAUAAAAAUAUGUAAAACGGAUGAGAAUGUUUGGCCUGGCUCUCAACUUGCAUGCUUAUAAAUAUAAUAUCCUUUGCUUAUUUCAAAAUGUGAGCCACUUUAAUCUAACAUUUAAAGUGAGUCAAUAUAUUCCUAAAUUGUGGUACUGUAGAAGAAGCCAUUGUGUAAAUGAAUCAGCCACUAAUCAUUUCUAUCUUCAUUUUUAUUCAAUAAGUACUUCUAAGUGAAGGCAUAUUCUUUUAUGUGACCCACAGCUUUGUUUAGGGGUGUCUAGGCCUUUCUGAAAAGUAUUAAGAUUAAUAGACUCCUUGGUUAGCACUCCGAGCACUAGCAGCUUCCCAUUUGGUGCACACUUUUUUUGUUGAUUUUGUUUUCUUUUGUUCCUAGACACGGUAGUUUCCAUAUCUAUCCCCUGUCAUUGAGAACAGGCAGCAAUGGACAGAAAUCAUUUGUCAGUUUGGAAAUCAUUUCCCUGAGAUGAGCUUCCACUGAACGUAAGGAAUGAUCUGAGAACAGAGUUUUUCAAGACAGAAGACGUCUGCAUUUACGGACUGGCCAACUCCAAGUCAGCCACCCUGCUGACAUUUAAUCAUAGAUACAUAGAUGUGCCACGCAAUAAGUAUCUUUUAAGCCUGGACUCAUGUCCAUGAGUUCUGAGUCUGUGGUUGAUGGCUCACUUCAUGCCUACCACCACGUAUACCUGACCAUUAAUCAGAGGCUUGGGUCACUGGGGAACGGGGAAAUACUAAGGUUUGGUGAACAUGGGUAUCAUGCUAGAAUUCUACCCCAGUUCUGAGUGCUGACGGAUAACAUGAUCAGCUUAAAGGGAGAGGCACACCUCGUCAGGCCUUUCGAUGCUCUCAGUGGUGAGGACGGAGGGCCUGGAGGACUCAGCAUACAUACAUAAGGAGAGGGUGGCCACCACAGGUCUUCAUCUGUGCUUCCGGCUGACAGAAUGUCAAACUGAGUCUUUCCCAAAUGCAGCUUAGAGCUGGCGAGUGAAGUCCCGUGGUAAAGGAGUACCCUGAGACGUUCAGACCUCAUCUCAAAGGACCAUCAAUUACAGACAUUCAGGUCACUCUGCUGCCAGCUUUCUCAACUGCACCAGAUCCCCUCAGCACACAAGAGGGAGGCCUCCUCAAAGUGGGGUUUAUUUUGUGAAGCAUCACUUUAAUCAAGCAGGCAGAGGUCCUGGGUCUAGUGACAUGUGGGGGGGGAGCUGCUACCUAAGAAAGCCCAUCCUCCCUGUUCACAACCUGAGUGAUCUCAAAUUAUCCAUCAAGACCUCAGCUACUUCUCAGGAAGUUAUAGAUCUCUCAUUCAUAACUCUUAAAGAGUUGGAUCUGCAAACUGAACAGCACAUCAGGUGCUUAGGUUGGUAGAAAAUACAAAAAGAGGAAGAAAGCCAAUGGCCAUAUUCUCUUGGAACUCCUUUUUGAAAUGACUAAGUAUUAUUUAGUUCUCAGGUUUCAAUAGACCAAGAGCAGAGAGUCUACUUAAUUCCUCUUUCAAAAUAAAUCCCCCUAUGCCAGAUGGGUUUCUACCCAUUUGGCAGGACGUGUCUGGUCAUGAGUGACUUCUAACCAGGAGAGACACUGCUGUGAAGCUGAGGCCUGGUUCAGCCGAUGCAGUUAUUACAUAAUGCUAAGCAUCUCGGAAGAAGAGGUUGAGGGCCAGAAAGACGGUUCUGUGGCUAAUGGGCUUGCCUGGCAAAUGUGAGGAGCCGGGUUUGAAUUCCCUGAACAUAAAGUGGGUGUGAUAAUACAUGCCUGUGAUCUCAAUCCUCUCACAGGAGGUGGAGACAAAAAUCUCCAGAAGCAGGGGCCAGCUAGACUGGCAUGUGCAGUGGAGAACAGGAGGCCUUACCUCAAAACAAAAACCAAUGCCCAAAGCUGCCCUCUGACUACUGCCCCUCCACACAUACACACAAAAGAGGCUGAACUAGCUGCUAAGACCCCUCUUCAUCCUAACAUAUUGCAAAUAAUAAAGCAUGAUUCUGUGGCUCUUUCUAAACACUAAAAAGUCAUUGCAAGACAGAAUUCUUGCAAGGCAAUCAUAAAGAAAGUAUAUCAGCACCUCUGUUCUCAAGCCACAGUGGGCUCAGGGAUGAAAAAAAAAAUGACUAAAAAUAUUUUUCUACCCAUUCCAGAGUUUGAGUUGUCUGACAUUGUUCUCUUUGAAUUAAAACUAAAUCACCAGGCUUUGACUGCCUGAGUCACGGUGAGGGUGACUUGAACAUGCUUUACCAACCUGUGGUUGCUUCAUCUGGUUAGAGUUAGAAAAAAGACGCGUGGGGUGUCAAGACCUUACCCUGCCUCCCUCCCUCCCUCCCUCCAACUCUUCCCACCACCCUGCUGCUCUGUCUCCUUCUGAUGACGAAUGGGGUAGCUGAGCUCCCUGCCAAGAGCGGUUCAUGUUUUCUGUAAGAGAAUAAAUGUCUUAGCAGGUGUCACCAAAGUCAUUUUAAUUUUAGCAUAAUGAAUUGCUAAAUAUUAUGAUAUGCCCACUUUUUCAAGACUCUCACUCCAUGAACUGUAGGCACAUUAGGAAAACUAGCUCGUAGACACAUCCUGUGUGCUUAUAGGGCAGUGAUAUCACAAUAUAUGUACACAUACCCAGCUAGGACCACAUCUGUAGGGCUCUUUCCAGAUCAUCCCCAAAAGACGAGUUUCUCCAAAUUCAAAGGAAGCCUAGAAAAGCAGCAGCCAUUAUCUGGCUCCCAUCUCGAACGGUUUUUAUUCUAACUGUAAUUCCUAGUUAACAAUCCAUAGCCAUUGCAGUGUGGGCUAUACAGGCCAGGAAGGCACUCUUCUUACUUCUCCCUUCCAAGCAGAAUGUCUGCUAGAACGUUCUCCAUGCAAUGAGUCUGUCCAGAAUACAGGUAUAGCAGAUAUCGCCAUCUAUCUACCUAUUGGCCUGCCAGCUAGCUGUCUUCUCUCUAGGGUCUGUCUACCCACAUAUUUAUGUUAUCUAUCGAUCUAGCUACAUCUAUUAUCUUUUCUCUAGAUCGACAUACCUGUUUAUCUGUCCCUAUUACCUACCUGUAAUUUAGCUUUAUACAACUGUAUUUUCUGGAUUCUAAUAAAGCCCUGAGAAAAAGA
This is a messenger RNA of Peromyscus leucopus (white-footed mouse), 11523 nucleotides long. RefSeq names its product zinc finger protein 827 (gene Znf827). The record is from RefSeq and is a predicted model, not a curated record. Gene Ontology annotation, cellular component: nucleus. NCBI's taxonomy places the organism in Eukaryota, Metazoa, Chordata, Mammalia, Rodentia, Cricetidae. Gene Ontology annotation, biological process: regulation of gene expression.